Tachyglossus aculeatus (Australian echidna) is the source of this 585-nucleotide messenger RNA. Its product is annotated as acidic proline-rich protein PRP25-like. NCBI's taxonomy places the organism in Eukaryota, Metazoa, Chordata, Mammalia, Monotremata, Tachyglossidae. The transcript is spliced from 2 exons. The record is from RefSeq and is a predicted model, not a curated record. The coding region runs from base 1 to 585 and encodes 194 amino acids.
AUGGACACCCCCCAGGCUUCCCGCCUCUGCGCCCGGGCACAUGGUCUCCCCUUCGGUAACGCGCCCGCUCGAGGCUGCCCUCGCCCUCCCGUCCUCCAAGGUCACCCCCAUCCGCCACCCCGCCGGAGUCCCCGGCCUCGAAGGAGCGGGGACCCCGGAGACCCGGUGCCCGGCGACGGCCCGACGGCCAGCGGGCCGAAGCCGGGGCGGAGAAGGGGUCGCCACCAUGCCAGCGGACGGGUUGGGCCUGCCCGGGGACCAGGGUCGCUCCGCCCCAACCCGCCGGACGCUGCUCACCCCCCGUCUCCCCGUCCGUCGUCGUCGUCACCCGUUCUGCCCGUGUGCCCGUCUCACGGUCAGCCCCGUGUGCCCGCCGUCACGCCCUACGACUCCCCGGAGUCCCGGCAACGCCGAUGCCCAAGAGCCGGCGGCCGCCAACGGCGUGCCCGUCCGGCGGGGAGCCGCCCUGGAAACGACGUCGCCGGUGCCCGCCCCGCGACUUCGACGCCAACGGUCUCGCAGCCCAGGCUUUAUCGGUUCGUCUUUAUGGUAUCGACUGCUCACCCGCCGUUCCUCGCGCCUUAA